Messenger RNA from Exophiala xenobiotica, 1753 nucleotides. RefSeq lists its product as uncharacterized. The coding region runs from base 1 to 1545 and encodes 514 amino acids. The transcript has a single exon. Gene Ontology annotation, molecular function: protein-folding chaperone binding. Gene Ontology annotation, biological process: protein stabilization. The record is from RefSeq and is a predicted model, not a curated record. NCBI's taxonomy places the organism in Eukaryota, Fungi, Ascomycota, Eurotiomycetes, Chaetothyriales, Herpotrichiellaceae.
AUGGCACCUGCAUCGGACUUAGCCGGUGAUACCGCUAGAACCUCGGGUGUUCAUUCGCCUGUCGAGGCUGAAAGUCUUGUGAGCGGCUUCUCACAACUUCUACAAACAAUCCACUUUCCACUGACAAAGAUCAAGGAGAUAAGCGAGGCAGAAAUGGAAGCGGCUGCUCGAGGCGCCACGGCGCUGGAGAAUAAAGACUUCCGGGGCGCUCUCGACGCUUACACGCGAGCCCUCAUAGAACACCCUCUCUCACCAGACUACCUCACUCAGCGUUCGAUCGCUUUCACCCGUCUCAACCCACCUCGCAAUGACCUCGCUCUGAAAGAUGCAGAGCUCGCCGUCCUGUCCGCUCAAAAGCGCGCCGUACGCGAGAAGAUUUACGCUGCACAACUCCGAAGAAUGGUCACACUCUAUGGACUUGGACGCUACGCGGACGCCGCAUUUCUCGUGGAGAAACUGAGGCCCCUCAGCCCAAAAGACAGCAAAAAGCACAAGAUGGAAGUGGACAUGUGGGCUGCCAAAAUCAGAACAAAACAAAUUGGAAAGCCAGAGCAGGAGGUCACCAUUACUGAAGUUCCAGAAUACCCACUGCCUUCUGAGAAAAAGAUGCUUGAACAGGUGAAGAUGCAGCUGGAUCCAGACGGAAAAUACGUCUUUCCAGAAGAUGCCGCCGCCGCUGCUGCCAUUCAACUCUCAAAACAAGCUACCAGUGCUGCUCCAACUGCGCCGCCUGCAGGAAUGACCAAGGAUGGCGCCAUGGACGCUCAAUCGGCACCUUCAGCCACGGAAGUCACUGCUACCUCUUCCUCAUCCGCCGCCCCAAAGAUCCGACAUGAAUGGUACCAAAACAAUCAGUCCGUCACGUUGACACUCUACGCGAAAGGCGUCGCCAAGGAUGCAGCAGACAUUGAAAUCAAUGCUGACUCGGUGUACAUCACCUUCCCUCACCCGUCCAAUCUUGACUCGACAUUCACAUUCACACUUGACCCUUUGUUCGCACUGGUCGACCCUGCUCAAAGCACCGCAAACGUCAUGUCGACCAAGAUCGAAAUCAACCUUCGCAAGGCACAGGCCGGCCAGAAAUGGCACACUCUCGAAGGAUCUGCACCUCUCAAGCCUGCGGAGGCCAGUGCCAAUCGGGACUCUACCACAGCCUCUACCGCCGCUGCCCGGCCUGCAACCAGCACAGCUACAGCACCAGCAUAUCCUACCUCAUCCCGCACGGGCCCUAAGAACUGGGACAAGCUCGCGAACGACCUGCACGCCCAGUCAAAGACUAAGCAGAAGAAGCAAUCUUCCAAAAAAAUUACUGAAGGUUCUGAUUCUGCUUCCGAAGGUGAUGGAGAGGCAGAGGUUGAUUCAGACUACGAAUCAGGCGACCCGGUCGACGGCUUCUUCAAGAAGAUCUACGCCAAUGCGGAUCCAGACACACGUCGUGCCAUGCAGAAGUCUUUUCUCGAGAGUAAUGGAACGUCGUUGAGCACCAACUGGCCGGAAGUGUCAAAGGGAAAGGUCGAAGAAGUCAAGUCCAAGGAUGAUGCUUGAAUUAGCGAUGAUACCUGAGUUGUCUCUCAGGACUCAGACCCCCAAGGACGAAGCUUGAAAAGCGAUGAUACCUGGCGCGACAUUGAGUUGGCUCUCAGGACUCAAAACCCCCCGUGAUCUCAGAAGAGAUACUGAGACAAGAUGAAGGGCAAGAAUAGCCGAGUCUGUACUUGUAGUGAUUACAUGAUACCAAUGAGAGAUGAAUAAG